Messenger RNA from Phoenix dactylifera (date palm), 5140 nucleotides. The record is from RefSeq and is a predicted model, not a curated record. Lineage: Eukaryota; Viridiplantae; Streptophyta; Magnoliopsida; Arecales; Arecaceae.
UGUAAUUGUUAUGAGCUCCAGAACAUGGGCUUCAAUCCAGCUUGUUCCACCAGCUCCUGGGCUCCUGCCAAGGAUUAAGUUUUAUUCCAAUCCAAACCCACCCUGGAUAAGUUGGCAGGACCUCAAAGAAGCUCUUGCUCGCUGUCUCUCCAACCACUGCCACUAUUCCGAUCACCUCCGGCGUCUCCACGCCCGAAUAAUUUAUUCCGGCCUUGGUCAUAAUCUUUAUCUGUCCAGUCUUUUGAUCACCAAAUACUUCUCUUUCGGUGACGUCCAUGCUGCUCGUCUAGUCUUCAAUUCCCACAAGGAGAGGCCUACCAAAACUCUUCUCUGGAACUCUCUCAUCAGAGGCUACUUGAGAGGCGGAUGGCCUCGGCUGGCAUUGGACGUGUACCGCGAAAUGGUGACGCCGUCGUGUACGAAAUGCGAGCCGGACGGGCAAACGUUUCACCUCGUUAUCACGGCGUGCGCCCGUCUCUCGGAGUUCGAGUUGGGUUACCGAGUUGGUGGCCUCGCUCGAGCUAAAGGGCUCGAGGCUGAUCUCCUUGUUGGGACGGCGCUCGUUGGUGUGUACUCUAAAGCUGGUGACCUUGAAACUGCGCGCAAGUUGUUUGAUAAAAUGGCUGUUAGAGAUGUGGUCUCCUGGAAUGCCAUGAUCUCGGGGUAUUCACAGGCUGGAUUUCUAUUUGAGGCUAUGAGUUUGUUCAAAGACAUGAGGUUCGUCCACGGGAUUCCACCAACGGAGGCUACUUUUGUGAGUUUGAUAUCUUGUUGCGCGAGUUCUGGUUCUGUUAAUAAUGGAGAGGCUGUCUGUUCUCAUGUCACUAAGAUAGGCUUCGAGGACAAUCAAUCUGUUAGGAAUUCUCUGAUGGAAAUGUAUAUCCAGUGUGACAGCUUGGAUGUGGCAGCUGAUUUGUUUCAAAGAAUGGUAUCGAAGGAUUCCAUCUCGUGGAGUACGAUGGUUGGUGGAUACGUUCAGCAUGAGCAGCCCUCUGAGGCCCUCAAUAUAUUCCAGUCAAUGGUGUUAAAUACUGACAUUCAGCCCACCAGGUCUAUCUUGAUUAAUGUGCUGCAUGCUUGUGCUGAGUUGGGUGAUUGGAAACAAGGCAGAUGGAUUGAAGAGAAGUACGUAGCCAGUGGUAGUAGUGAAUUUGAAACAGAUUCAUUAGUCAUCACUGAACUCAUUUACAUGUAUACAAAGUGUGGAAAGAUGGAGAUUGCGCUGAACUAUUUGGAUAGAUCUGUGCAAGUAAGAGGGGAUGUGAUUGCAUGGAAUGCUGUAAUCAAAGCCUGUUCAGAGCUUGGAGAGGUAGAUAGAGCAUUUGAGCUCGCACUCGAAAUGCAAAGGAGAGGCAUUAAUCCAGACACAGCUACCUUGUUGGUGUUGCUUUCUGUAAUCUCUCUAAUUCCAUCCUUAAUUAAAGGAAUAGAAAUACAUGCGCAUGUUAUUAAAAGAGGUUUUGAGAUGGAGAGAUCCAUAGAAAAUUCCCUCAUUGACAUGUAUGGAAAAUGUGGAAUCAUUGGGGAUUCCAGGGAGGUCUUUAAUGGAAUUAUAAGAAAGGAUGUGGUUUCAUGGAGUUCGAUUAUAAAAGCAUAUGCAUGGAAUGGAAAUGUAGAGGAGGCUCUCAAUCUUUUUGAGAAGAUGAGAGAAGAUGAAAUAAAACCCAACCAUUUCACAUUUCUUGCCAUAUUGUCCGCCUGUAGCCAUGCAGGUCUUGUGGAGAAAGGGUGGGAAAUGUUCAAAUGCAUGAAAGAGAAGUAUUUCUUGGAGCCAGAUGUUGAACAUCUCACGUGCAUGGUUGAUAUGUUUUGUCGAGCUGCCCAUUUGCAUGAUGCAUACCAUUUGCUACAGGAUUGGAUGCCUAAGGUUUGCACAAGUGCUGUUUUAUGGAGCACUUUGCUUAGUUCUUGCAGACUGUAUGGUGAUGCGGCAAUUGGAGAAGCAGCAGCUAUGCAUCUGUUCUACUUGGAGCCCAAAAAUGCAGCCAAUUACUUGAUGCUCGCUGUUAUUUAUAUUUCAGCAGGGAGGAGAGAGGAUGCCAAUGGUGUUUUGAGAAUGUUGAGAGCAAAAGGAUUGGGAAGCAGACCAGGUUGCAGUUGGGUUGAGGGGGGCUAGACUUGUUCUAUGUCUGCAUGUGUGCAAAGAAAGAACAUAACAAGAUAUCUAGGCAUGAGAUUGAAAAUUGAAUGUUUGGUGAAAAGGAAUGUCUUCCCUGUUAGGGAACAAGUUGAAUUUUGAAGUGUUAGAGCCAUUGAGUAUGGAAUUCAGCAAAGGAAAGCAUACUGCAGCAUGAGAAACAUCAAGAACAGGGUCCCCUAGCAAUCAAAACCUCUAGCAGAUAUGCAACUAGGAUCUUGUGGUCCGACUCACUGUUAUUUAUGACAUGUCUGUUGGCAUGAAGCCACUCAGAGAUACGCUGCAUAUUUGACUAUAGUUAAGCGUAUAUUCUUUCAGACCACCUAAUUUGCUCUGAUUAUUAAGUUGUUACUGCAGGCUGUAUUCCCAUGCCAGCAGUGGAUUGGCUAGAUAAUCAAGAUAGUUACAUCUUGAAACCUGUCAGAUGAAGAAAAGUGGAGAGAUUCAGCAUGGAAGGUGUUGAAGCACUUGAGAAACUCCAUCACAUUUAGAAAGGUCAACUUACUUACCCCUUUUUGUUGCCAAAAUCCUGAAAUGAUAUUUAAAUGUUUCAUGUCUAAUUUUGUAGUUUAAGGACAUUUUUUUAAGGACUAAUAGUAUGUGCAGAUUCAAACAGGUCAUGGUACCCUCUUGUUUUGGUGAACUAAUAGAAUGGCUGAUUGAUAUUUCAAACUUGCUCCAGACUAGAUAAAUCACUAGCAGCAAGAAAAAAAUUUCAAACUCAUUAAAAGAAAAGGUCAUGCGAUUGAAAAGUGGAAAUAUUCGUGAGCUGUUUGCUCAUCUAAAACAGUCAAAAUGUGCAGUCUUGACUUUUCAAGGGGCUAUCUUGCAUCAUAUCUGUAUAUAAAUUUAUAAUUCUCAUGCAGUCUAUGGGCUGACCACCAUCCCCGUAAAACAUGUGGGCUGAAUUAUAUAAUUUUAAGAAAUAAGCUUUAGUUUAGUAAUAUGGCCAAACCCUACCAAACUACUCUGAAAUUAUUAAGAAAAAGAAAAUAAAAAAAGUAUUGUUGUGGGAAUGGUAAGAUUGCUCCAUUAUAACCUGAGGGUCAUAUGUUUGAAACAUGGAAAUAGCUUCUUUGUGUAGGGGUAAGACUCAAAACACCAUAAGGCUGUAGCCUGUGCAUUGGGAUGCAUAGCUACUACUAACAAGAACUACUACUACUACCACUAUUACUACUAACAAAAAAAAAAUCUGGAUGAUUCGUAGUAAUUAUUGCAAUGCAUUGGGGGUGGUUGAAGGAUAAGUUGCUCCUCCAGCAUCAUCUGGACCCAAGGAACAUUUUGCAACUGAUCCACACCCCAGAGCAUUUCUUAAGUGAGAAGAGGGAGAUCUGGGACAUGACGUUAUGACUUUCUAAGUCAGCGGUAAAGUAUUUAGCCCCAGGGUUAAAGUUCAAGUUAAACAGCAGAUAAAGUCAGUUCUUCCAAUUCCAGAAUCAGAUGCAACCUGGACUUAUCUUGGAGCUCCUGCGUCUGGGAGGAAAUUACGAGCUGCUGAUGCUGAAUCUUUGCUUCAAAUUUUUUGUAGCAGGAUUGAAAGUUGGCAGUGGACUCCAUCUACAACGGGAAGGAUGGUAUCAUCGAAGUCUAUUCUUGCUGCUCUACCCACUCUCCUAAUAGCCAAUUCUUUAAUUCCUAUCUCAGUUUUAAAUAACAUUGAUUGGAAUAUCAGAAAUUCUAUAUAGGGUGGGUCAGCAGAUUCUAAUCACUUGAUUGCCCAGGAUACUCUAAUUCUCCAGAGAGAUUUUGGAGGGCUAGGAAUCCCUGAUCUUCAUUGCCCUGACACGAUGCUCUGCUCGGUAAACAAGCUUCCAGGGUGGUGUUGCGACCUAAUUGUCUAUGGUCAAGGCUGGUGAGAAGCAAGUAUGCUGUCUGAUAUAUUCAUGCCAUGUCCGAUCCUCGCAAGGCCUCUGCUGCAUGGAAAAAAUUAUAUGCAACUAUGCUACUACGAUCGAACGUCAUUUCAGAUGGGUGGUGGGGGAUGGUCGCUCCAUAUGUCCUUUUUGAUCCCUGGCUUUCAAGCUCCAGCUUAGCUACUUGGUCGACUCUUAUGUACAUUGACAUUCCCCAGCAUGUAAAAGUGACUGAUUCCAUAUCUCUGGAUGUAAUGUGGAGCAUGAGGUUAUUGACCAAUGAUGGCCUGCAGAUAUUGCAAACCCCAUUCCGGCGACGGGAUUGUUGUGGGGAGCUAGUGGUAUGAUUAAACCAUCAACUGCUUAAUUAUAUGAAAAUUCUAAGCCCCAGCCUGUUAAUGCAGUUGCCAACAUAUCAUGGAGUUUGGAAGUUGAAGGUGCAACCCAAGGUUUCUUUAUGUUUAUGGAAGGUCUGUUGGGGGAGGUUGUCGAACUAUUCUUAAUAGGAGGCUAUUUUAUAUUGUGGUUGAUGGUCAUCUCUGCCAUGAUGUUGAGGAAACGAUUGAUCAUGCCCUUGUGGCAUUGUUCAGUAGCCAAGGAAGUAUGUGCUCGAUCUUGUUUCUUCAGCAGUAACCAGAUGCAGGAGCUUACUAUGCAGCAUAUUUGGAACACAAUGAAUGAAGCUACAAAAAGGGAAGUUGUUAGAAGAAAGAAAAAGAUUAAUGGCCUCCAUCCUUCACUAAUUAUGGUGGACAAGGAAUGAAAGUGUUUUUCAAGGUCUUCCUCAAUCUCCCUCUCAAAUCCUAAUGAAAUCCUCAGCCUGCUCCUCUCAGUUUGGCGAUGCCCUUGCUGUUAAGGAUCAAAUAGAGACCGAGGAAACCUGGGGUUCUCCCCACUCCUAUUUUGGACCUGAACAGCUGCUUCAGGUCUCUUGGGAACCCCAACCCUUGGGACUAUUAAGGUCAAUUUUGAUAGGGAUGUCAAGAAGGUAGGUGCUUUUGAUGGAGCUGCUUUCAUUGUAAGAAAUCACAAUGGCAUUCUCUUAGCUGCUGGAGGAACAAAAACACUAAUAUAUGUAUAGCGGAAUUAAGGGCGGUAUGGUGGGGGAUACGCAAUGCCCGUAAAACCAUGAAAGCAAGGAAACUCUAGG